GCAGAUACUUUGAUGCACGUAUGUGUAAAAACAAACGAAUUGUGCAACAAAAUCGUUGAAGAAAGUCAACGACCUUCGUCCCCUUCGUCUUAAGAACAAGUUAACUGUCAGUUCACUCAGUCAUAUUGAAAUCAUAAUUCCGCGAGAAUUUUUUCAAGCAAAAGAUAAGCGAUUUUCGUAGUGGAAUUUAAGUAAAGUUAUCCGACUUGUGGUUGACAGAAAAGUGUAUAACAUUCAAACAAGCAAAAUGAUUAACUACUCCGAUUACACGUUGAAACAAUUCUGUUGCGCCUUCGAUCUUAAGACUGCCACCGUAUUUAUUGCUGUGGCACAUUUUAUCAUCUUAUAUUCAAUAUUGUAUUCAUGGCACCAAUAUACCGGCGAAAAAAUAUUCUGGACGAUAGUUCAAGCCUUAUCAACGGUCGCACUGUUCGUUGGAGUCAUUAAGAACAAUCAUUUACUAUAUGUGCCGUGGAUUGUUGUGGUGUUUCCAUCAGCGGCUGCAAUUAUUGUAGGUCUCGCCUCCCUCGGUCUGGUGUUGUUUACAUUUAUCGCGCCUUUUGUGGGAUUCUUAUACUGUUUUUGGUGUGUGUUCUCUGCAUUUGAUGAUGCCAGAAAAUCGAACGAAACCAGAUUGGCUUAUGAUGAACCAAUUGUGCAAUAGAUAGUUAACCGAACGUUGUCGAAAGUACCAAAGGCUGCAAACUGUUUUGAUCCGUUGUCCUAACAGCAUCCAGUCUUGAAAGUACUAACAGAUGUUUUCAAAUUAAUGUUGAAAUUUUAAAUACAAAAUAUUAUAACUAACUGACGUCAGGCCCAGCAUAUCA
This is a messenger RNA of Bradysia coprophila, 827 nucleotides long. RefSeq lists its product as uncharacterized. Lineage: Eukaryota; Metazoa; Arthropoda; Insecta; Diptera; Sciaridae. The record is from RefSeq and is a predicted model, not a curated record.